AUGCACAGCAUUACCCUGCCACCGCAACAGCUCCACCUUCCCAGUUACCACCCUUACAACCAAACCAUGCACUCCCGACGACUGGACUACAUCCUGGUCAAAGGGAUCACAGCAGGGGCGGGAAGCGUGAUUCCUUGCCGCGACAGAGCCUCCUCCGACCAUGACGGUGUUGCCGCGCCCAUUGGCACACACAAAGGGGGAGGCCCGACCGCACCACCUGGGGCCCUCGCCGCCUCCGCCCACCCCACCAAGGGAGAAGACCCACACAAAGUCCUCGCCACGCUGGCCAAAGCGAUCACAGUCCCCGGCAGCGGUCAUAACAAAUUUCAGGAAAGUGCCGAGCUGAGGGGGAUGCGUAGGGACGCCCAGCACCGCCCACCCGGGCCCGCAGCCAGAACAGCGUGGAAGGCCAUUGCGAAGCGACACAAACAAGAGCACAGAGCCUGGAGCACCAAGCAGGCCGAACAGGCCGCACGAUUGGAUUGGAGAUCACUACGCACCCUCCAAAAAGCAAGAACACACCGCGGCUGGCAACUCCAGCUACAAGACAACCGCGACUGGCAGACACAACUCCACAGCCACAUGCGCUCCAUCUUUGCCAAGCCCAUCCCACCCGGGGGAAGCGCACGGAUCACAACACUGCGUGAUCAACUGCGCCGCAAGUGCAAGCACACGCCAUGGCAGCCUUUCCACAUCACAGAACUUCAGCUAGCAUCCAAGCGCUGGGGGAGCUACAAAAGCACCGGGCCCGACGGCAUUUCCCACGAAGCAGCCAAGGCCCUGCUGGCUCACGACGGCUGGGGGGGAACUAUCACAUAUGUCAUGAAUGACAUGCUGUACACAGCCAAUGUCCCCGAGACCAUCGACCGGGGGAUAACGGUGCUCUUGCCCAAAGUUCCCACACCACUUGAGUGGACCGAUACGCGACCCAUCACACUGAGCAGCACACUACUCAAACUAGCAGCACAACUCCUCCUUGCACGGGGGGGAGCCAACAUCCGGGGGGAGGCCACCUUACAGUGGGCCAGACACGGCAGGCAAGGGGUGGAACUUGUGGCGACGAUUCGGCGUGUCGUACAAAUGGCGAAAGACUGGGGCGUGCCGACCUGGUUGGUAAAACUGGACAUACGUAAAGCAUUCGAUAGUGUUUGGCAACAUAGCAUGAGUGAGCUUGUUGCGGCACGAACCCGCACCCUCAACGUAGCGGUGGGAGAUACCAUCACACCUGUGCCCCAAACGAAUGGCAUCCGCCAAGGCCUGACCUUUUCGGAGCCGUGGUUGCCAGAGACCUCCAGUCCGCCAUCCAGACAGCCCCCGCACAAGGCCCAGACGCGCAGGGGGGGCCACAGCCUUGAGGCAGAACUCUCAGAGGACGGCCUCCACAUACACCCCACCAAAACCGCCAUUUUAUUCAGCCAGCCUGAAGGGGGAGGCACCUUUCAGAUCGGCGGCACUACAGUGCCAUGCGCCCCCUACAAGACAGUGAUCGCCACCCUUGGGUCGCCCUUUACCUUUGGGGAACAGAUAGCAGCAAUCAUUGCGGAGAUGAGCCGGAGGGGGAGGCAGGCCUUUGCAAAACACAAAAACAUACUCCUAGCACGCACCAGCAUCAAGACCCGAGUGGCAGCGUACACCACCCUGGUGCGCUCAGCUGCACUCUACGCAGCCGAGACAUGGCCAGUCAACCAGCGCCUACUCAAAGCAGCCAACUCUUUGCAAGCCCAGCACCUCAGACGCAUGCUCCACAUCGAGAGAAGGCCCACCGAGCAAUGGGCCGACUGGCACGUCCGGUCUCUCAGGCUAGCACGCCUUCAGACGCAAAGGGGGAACCGUUGGUCCACUUACAUCCUGCAGCAAAUCUGGUCGCUGUGGGGGCACAUGGCCAGAGGGGGGGAAGAGGUUAAUGCCAUGAUACAGUGGAAAAACCUCGACUUCUGGCGCAGAGAGCAACGCAAGCCACGCAGCAACCGAGUCAACCACGCUGCCCGGUUCAACCCAGAAGCAGACGUUGAGAGAGCCCUGGAAAGUGUGGGGGGUACGCGCUGGGGGGAGGCAGCCCAGGAUCGAACGCACUGGCACCAGCUCUCGCAAACUUUCGUUGACCGCUUCGACGCGUGCGAGAAACGAGUGGAGCAGGACCACUCCCUCCACGUGGCUGGGAACAGACAGCCACGGCAGGAGGCCGACGACCAACCACAAGCACCACCACAUGCAACCGGAGCCCCCAUCCGGUCUUUUGGGCCCCAUGGGGUGGCAUACGCCAGCACCUACAACCCUGACACGGAUCCAUGGGCAGCCUACCAGCCCACUACACCCACGAUGCCACACCCUACCGGCGGAGACCACAACCACAACCAAGCACCUCAAGCACCACAAGCAACCACACCGCCGGAGCAGCAACCAGCCGACGCCACAUCUUCACAACACGACACUCCACCACAACCGCCCCCGCAGCCCGCAGCUGACCCAGAUGGGCAACACACCACUCCAGGAGGAUCGGAGCAACCACCCACGACCCCACCAGCAGCCACAGCAGAAGCAGCAACCACCCAGCAGGACGCACAACCUCGGCUCAACAUCAAGUCCCCCUUCGCAGAGGUCGCGGGCUCACGCCUACCACCAGGCGGUACACGAGCCAUCCCAGGGAUGACCAUGCGCGAACACUACACUUGGAUAACGACGGGGGAGAUACCGGCAAGCUACAUCGAGCGAGAACUGCUGCCACACUUCACCGACGAUGGCGGCAACACCAACGACCAAAGCAACACACCCGGGGGGGACCAACAUGAGACCCGCUCGCCACGCCGACGCAGCUCCAGAACCACCGCAGCAGCCGGAGCCCAACGUAGGGCCCAGCAUCGGUACCAUGAAGGGGGAGGCCCAGACCGCACUAGAAACAAAGCAGAGAAAUACCGCAUCAAGCGCUGGCUGAAAGCCAACAACCUCCACCACACACGGUGGGGACAACACCUACUGGGCCAAGGCCCCUCGCCACCACCAUCGCGCCACAACAACAGCAAGCCCACGCCGUCGGCCCAAGACGACACUGACCCACCAGCACACACCGACUGGCAACCACCCCAACUCAGCCUACAGGAGAGGAUUGACUACUUUCGCAUGCUCAAUCCUGGCCAACCACUGCCACCGCACCUUCAGCCACACCAAGCACCCGCAGCAGAAGAGGAGGACGACCAACCGGCAGACGACUCCACAAGCCAGCCGGGCCCAACCAAAGCAGACACCUACACGCCCUACUGGCACCCCGAUGCAGAAGAAGACGGAGUGAUCCAGGCGGCGGGGGCGCAGAUACAGAUGAUCCACGAAAUCGCCGACGGACUUGCGAACCGCGACGGGGAGAUCAUCUCGAACAUCUGCGCCAUCGCCCUCCGCAUGCUCAGCCACGCUGAGAACUACCCGCACACAAACCCGCGGGGGAUGGGAGCGGCAUUUGCAGGCCCCUCUGGCGUCAGCGAAGCAUACAGUUUUGUGGCCUCUAUGCGAGUCCGUCGGGGGGAAAAUUUCACUCCAGAGGAAUAUGCCACAGACCUCAGCCAACUUCGAGCCAUGAUUGAAGCUGGUCUGGGGGAACUACGCGAACCGAUGCCAGGGGACGUGCCUCAGCUCUCCCUCCGCAAGGCGGACAACCAACUGCAGGAAGCAUACCGGCGAGUAGACCAGGUCAUCCUACCUACCAUGGGGGGGGGGGAAGCCAUGACUAUGGAGCCGGACACUACACAAGCUCACCCGGCCGACGUCCUCAACCUUGCAGGGGAAGCCCAGGCCGAGUGGGGAGCAAGGACCAGCCAAACCGGUUCAGCAACGACAAGGAUACUCAAGGCAGCCACACGUCUGCGGAAUGUGGUCCCGUUCGUGGGGGACCACGUACUGCUGCCAAUCGUUGAAAUGCUGCAAGCACUAGAGCGCCAAUCGCUGUUCGGAGGGGCGCAUGCAGUUCAUGAGAGUACACAGACCGGAGAGCCGCCCGUGGUCGCCAACGGGGAAACCGCAUGCCACAACGGGGAGAAUGAGAACGACCUCGACAACCCGGAGCAGCUUCGCGACGACUCCCACGGGGGGACGAUCCUGACCGAGUCCACCGAGCAGCCAGCAGCACUCAACGCUGCGGCGAUGGCAGCCCUUAUGACACCAAGCUUACAGGCAGCAGUGAACGAAGCGGGGGAACUGCCGACCCUGCCCACACAGGCUGAGAGUGAAGCAGAGACAGUCCUGUGGCAAGCUCCGACUGCCGGGGGGAACGACUGGCGCGCUGAGACUGAGCGAGGGCGCUCCCGAAGUCCCCGUCAAGACGACGAUGACGGAGGGAGCCAUAGGCGCCGCAGACUGCAAGCGGCACACUACGGCCGACACGGACCCUACUGA
Messenger RNA from Symbiodinium sp. CCMP2592, 4380 nucleotides. Lineage: Eukaryota; Dinophyceae; Suessiales; Symbiodiniaceae. The record is from the annotation of a GenBank genome assembly.